Fragaria vesca subsp. vesca is the source of this 2492-nucleotide messenger RNA. Its product is annotated as transmembrane protein 63C-like. The record is from RefSeq and is a predicted model, not a curated record. Gene Ontology annotation, molecular function: calcium-activated cation channel activity. The coding region runs from base 1 to 2409 and encodes 802 amino acids. Gene Ontology annotation, cellular component: plasma membrane. NCBI's taxonomy places the organism in Eukaryota, Viridiplantae, Streptophyta, Magnoliopsida, Rosales, Rosaceae. The transcript has a single exon.
AUGACCGACCCUCUCUCUCCUCCGCCGUCCCCCGGCGACGGCGGCGACUACGCCGCAUGGUACGGCAACAUCCAGUACCUCCUCAACAUCUCCGCCAUCGGCUCCUUCUUCUGCCUCUUCCUCUUCCUCUUCGUCAAGCUCCGCUCCGACCACCGCCGCAUGCCGGGACCCUCCGCCCUCGCCGCCAAGCUCCUCGCCGUCUGGCACGCCACAGGCCGCGAAAUCGCCCUCCACUGCGGCGCCGACGCCGCUCAGUUCCUCCUCAUCGAAGGCGGCAGCUGUGGCCUUCUUCUCUCCCUCGCCGUCCUCGCCGUCUUCGUCAUGCUGCCGCUGAACCUCUACGCCGGCACCGCCGUGCUCGGCGACCAGUUCUCGGAGACGACGAUAAACCACAUUGAGAAAGGUUCUGCUUUGCUUUGGGUGCAUUUUGUUUUCCUGGUUGUGGUUGUUGUUUUCGUGCAUUUCGGUAUCUCUGCUAUCGAAUCGAGGUUGAAGAUCACUAGGAUUAGGGAUGGGAAUGGGAAUAUGAGUGGCCCCGGUUCAGAUUCCACGGCUCUUUUUACUAUAAUGGUGCAGGGGAUACCGAAAACUAUAGGGACUGAUAGGACUUUGUUGCAUGAGUAUUUCCAGCAUAAGUAUCCCGGCAAGGUUUAUAGGGUUGUUCUGCCGAUGGAUUUGUGUGCAUUGGAAGAAUUAGCGUCGGAGUUGGUUAAGGUUAGGCAUGAAAUUGCUUGGUUGGUUGCGAAAAUUGACUCCCGGCUGUUGCCUGAUGAGAGUGUAGAGAAUGGAUAUGGAACUGCUUCGUCAGAGGGAGUGUGGGGGUGGGUUUGUAAUAUGUGGAGGAAGGUGAUGGAUUUAUGGCAUUGUGUUAUGGCUAGCUUAGGUUACACGGAUGAUAGGAAGUUAGGAGAGUUGCAGGAAUUGAGAGCUGAAUUGGAGACUGAACUGGCUGCUUACAAGGAAGGCCGUGCUGUGGGUGCUGGAGUUGCGUUUGUGGUGUUUAAGGAUGUGUACACUGCUAAUAAAGCGGUUCAGGACUUUCAACAUGAGAAGAAGAGGCGGAUAGGUAGGUUCUUUUCUCUCAUGGAGUUACGUUUACAGAGAAAUCACUGGAAAGUUGAGCAGGCACCACUGGCAACCGACAUUUAUUGGAAUCAUUUGGGGUCGUCAAAGGUCUCACUGAAGUUGCGGAGAGUUCUUGUGAACACAUGCUUAUUGUUGAUUCUUCUAUUUUUUAGCUCGCCUCUUGCAAUUAUCAGUGCUGUGAAAAGUGCCGGACGGAUCAUAAAUGCAGAAGCUAUGGACAAUGCCGAUUUGUGGUUAGCUUGGUUUCAGAGCUCAAGCUGGCUAGGGAGCCUCAUCUUUCAGUUUAUGCCCAAUGUUAUUAUUUUUAUAAGCAUGUAUAUCAUAAUUCCAUCAGCACUUUCCUAUCUCUCCAAGUUUGAACGACAUCUUACAGUAUCAGGGGAGCAGAGAGCCGCACUUCUUAAGAUGGUUUGUUUCUUCCUGGUAAAUCUUAUUCUUCUGAAGGGUCUGGUUGAAUCAUCUUUAGAGAGUGCCCUGCUAAAAAUGGGAAGGUGCUAUUUGGAUGGAGAAGAUUGCAAGAGGAUUGAGCAGUACAUGAGUGCAUCAUUUUUGUCAAGAUCCUGCCUUUCCUCUCUGGCAUUCUUGAUCACGAGUACGUUUUUGGGAAUAUCAUUUGAUCUAUUGGCCCCAAUCCCCUGGAUAAAAAAGAAGAUUCAGAAGUUCCAGAAAAAUGACAUGCUGCAACUGGUCCCUGAACAAAGUGAAGAGUAUCCAUUAGAAACUCAGGAACCUGAUACUCUACAGAGACCCUUGAUUGUGGAGAACACAUAUUAUGAUUCUCCUAGGCUGAAUGGAAUGGACAUGCCAGGACAAGAUCUUUCUGAAUACCCCAUCAACAGAACCUCCACAGCCCCCAAGCAGACAUUCGAUUUUGCGCAAUACUACGCGUUCAAUUUGACAAUAUUUGCCCUGACGUUCAUCUAUUCUUCAUUUGCUCCACUUGUGGUUCCGGUUGGUGCAAUCUAUUUCGGGUACAGGUACGUGGUUGAUAAGUACAACUUUUUGUUUGUCUAUCGGGUCCGCGGAUUUCCUGCUGGAAAUGAUGGGAAGUUGAUGGAUACAGUCUUGAGCAUCAUGCGUUUCUGUGUUGAUCUGUACCUGCUCGCGAUGCUCUUGUUCUUUUCGGUUCAUGGAGACUCCACAAAGCUGGAAGCAAUAUUCACACUUGGGGUGUUAGUACUGUAUAAACUGUUGCCUUCAAACAAUGAUAGAUUUCAUCCUGCUGUUUUGGAAGGCAUACAAACUGUAGACAGUUUUGUGGAAGGACCCAUUGAUUAUGAGGUCUUUUCGCAGCCUAAGUUUGGUUGGGAUACAUAUACAUGAUUUUCAGCUGCAUCUUCUUUAUUCGCCAAUUGUUUGACUUGUACCUUGCAUCAGUACGUAUUGUGCAUAUUGCUGCUAUUAUG